Messenger RNA from Trichosporon asahii var. asahii CBS 2479, 1632 nucleotides. RefSeq lists its product as uncharacterized. The transcript is spliced from 3 exons. Lineage: Eukaryota; Fungi; Basidiomycota; Tremellomycetes; Trichosporonales; Trichosporonaceae. The record is from RefSeq and is a predicted model, not a curated record. The coding region runs from base 1 to 1632 and encodes 543 amino acids.
AUGCUCGACUUACCAUCACCCCAAGCAAACCAUCCAGCAAAUCACGACGAGGUAGUUCGUUCGCCGGGUCUGACGAGCCUGUACUCCCUUCACCCCUUGCAUGGCAGUAUGGCCGCUCCACUUUCCCCCGGAGGGGUUGUCACCGAAACCACGCCCCUGAUUGCUUCGACCUACUCAACGGUUGGGGAGUAUCUGGAAACCAGGGCCCAACACAUGCUCCAACAGGCUGCGCGGAACGAACUCCAGCUGGAUGACCCGGAGGACGUCGACUUGACGCAUGAGUUCGCCUCGGCGCUUUACGCUCUCCACAUUGUUGAACGACACGAUCGGGCGCGCGGUUCAGCCAGAGCCGCGGCAUACAGGGCCAGCGAAACCGCCCGCGUCAGGACCGAUCUCAAGGAUUACGCCGUCUGCUGCCUCAACAUGGCGAUGGCAUACAUGGGUACUGGCGACGAGGACAAGGACGACAAUGAUGACGACGUACUGGUCGUCACGAGGCCUUUGGCGCUUAAGCCGGGCAAGGCUACGAAUGGUGAGUUCAAGCUGGGCAAAAGGAGCAACAGACCCUGGUUGUUUGCGCCUCCGCGCCAUUCCGGGUCAGACGCCAUCGUCUCAUCGGGGCUCGACGCCCGUGGCAGCGCCGCCGAAGAAGCCCGUCUCUCCAUGUGCUCGUCUCAGACGCUGAUUCAUCGAACACCCGCUCGUGCGUGCUUUACUUCCUCGAGCAUGGAGCCGCUCUCGCCGCUCUCGGCAAACGCCAGGGCGAGGCUUGCGGUCAAUCCUGGACAGCGCAGUGACACCUGCCAUUCUAAUCAUCAGUCGAUUGUCGAUGCCUUUGCCAGACGACGCGGUCCAUCAUCGACGGCACACCUGCUGCUGAUGCUCCCUGCUCAGCUCAGUGGCAUCUUCAUCUUCAUUUGGCGCGAUUUCGCCGUUUUCCUUCGCCUGCUUGCGAUCCCGAUGUCGACGCUUGCCAUUGUGCUUCCCAGCUGCCCGAGCCUGCCAUUUUUGACGCCCCAGAAGCUUCUCCCUUUGUCGACUCUCCUGGGGGGAAUUCUCGCCCGAGGAGCGAAGGCAACCGCGCUGUUGGUUCCGCUGUCGCUCGGUCUAUGGGCAAUCUACGCAUUUUCGCUGAACGGGAAGGUCUGGGCCGUCAUUGAGAGCUCUGGCGACGUCGACAUCACGGGUAACGGUGAUCCGAUCGAUGUCGGUCGUGCGCCGUUUGAGACUCGUGUCGCUCUCCUGAUCACGUUGAUUCUGGUGAUCGUUCUCAGCGCUUGCCUCUCGAUCAUCCGUGCGAUGGCACCAGGCAACGACACGCACGAUGGAACGUGGGAGGCAGAGUACGGUGAAGGCAUCGCGCACACUGCGCGACGAGCAUUGGCAGCUGGUGUCGCUCGUUACCUCCCGGCCAGUGUGGACGCCGCGCCGGCAGCCGUUCCUUUGCCUGUGCCCCUCAACGUCCUCAUGCUUCCGUACGACUUCCUGAAUGGAGCUUGGCGGGUCGUCACGCUCGGCAGGGGUCACCCUCCCUUCGCCCUCCGCCGUGCGCGGGGAUGGAUCAGCUUGGGCAUUGUUGCCGCCAUGUGCUUGAUCAUCACCCCUGUCGCCGUCUUGAUGCCCAAGUGGUGA